AUGGAAUAUAUAAAACAGUUCUUGGGUUCUUCGCUAAGCAUAGUCGCUGAGCAGCAAGCUUUACAUCCAUUACUGCAAAGGAAAUUUGGAUCCAAAGAAACUGGUAACCUUACGCCAGCAGCUUUAUCUUACAUAAGUUACUUGCGAUUAGAAUCCUUGAUCAUAUUUAGAUAG
Messenger RNA from Cinara cedri, 174 nucleotides. The record is from the annotation of a GenBank genome assembly. NCBI's taxonomy places the organism in Eukaryota, Metazoa, Arthropoda, Insecta, Hemiptera, Aphididae.